CGCGGGGCGGGAAGGAUGAGAACAGAGCCGCCGCCGCGCGCCGGGCGCUGGGGCUGCCCGGGAAGUCGGUCGCACCCGCGCCCCUGCGCCCCCCGCGCUCCGCGGGCCAUGGGAGCCGGCUACCCGCAGGGACCAGGCCUCUGAGACCCUCGCCGGACCCCGGGCCCCGGCCCCCGACCCCGAGACCAUGAAGAGCGAUCGCGCCGGCAAAGCCGGAGGGCGCCCCAGGGACUUGGGCGCAGGACUCAAGUACAGCUCACGACCCGAGAGCAUGAAAGGCUUCGAGGAGGAGGGCGUGGAGUUCCUGCCUGUGAACAACGCCAAACAGGUGGAGAAGCGAGGUCCCCGGCGCUGCGUGGUGCUGACAUCCCUGCUGCUCGGCUUCCUCUUGCUUUCACUCACGGUGGGCUUGCUGGUGUGGCACUUCCAGUAUCGGAAGGUGCAGGUGCAGGUGCAGAAGGUCUUCAAUGGCUAUCUGAGGAUCACGAAUGAGAACUUUGUGGAUGCCUAUGAGAACUCGAGUUCUGCCGAGUUUAUAAACCUGGCCAAGAAGGUGAAGGAGGCGCUAAAGUUGUUAUACCUCGAGGUCCCGGUCCUGGGCCCCUACCACAGGAAUUCGGCCAUAACUGCCUUCAGUGAGGGCAGCGUCAUUGCUUACUACUGGUCAGAGUUCAGCAUUCCCCAGUCCCUGGAGGCGGAGGUGGAGCGGGCCCUGGCCGUGAAGAGAGUCAUCACGCUGCCGCCCCGAGGCCGGGCACUCAGCUCCUUUGUUGUGACCUCCGUGGUGGCCUUUCCCACUGACCCCAGGACAUUGCAGAGGCCCCAGGACAACAGCUGCAGUUUCGCCUUGCAUGCCCGGGACAGGGAAAUGACACGCUUCACUACUCCUGGCUUUCCUGACAGUCCCUACCCUAUUCGCGCCCGCUGCCAGUGGACCCUGAGGGGCGACGCGAACUCGGUGCUGAGCCUCACCUUCCGCAGCUUUGAUGUUGCCCCCUGUGAUGAGCAGGACAGUGACCUGGUCACGGUGUACAAUAGUCUGAGCCCCGUGGAGCCCCACACCGUGGUUCGGCUGUGUGGCACCUACCCUCCCUCCUACAACCUGACCUUCCUCUCCUCCCAGAACGUGCUGCUUGUCACAUUGAUCACCAGCACGGAGCGGCGCCAUCCAGGCUUUGACGCCGCCUUCUUCCAGCUGCCCAAGAUGAGCAGCUGUGGGGGCUCCCUGCGUGAUGCCCAGGGGACAUUCAGCACCCCCUACUACCCUGGCCAUUACCCGCCCAACAUCAACUGCACGUGGGACAUCCAGGUGCCCAACAACAAGAACGUGAAGUUGCGCUUCAAGUACUUCUACCUGCUGGAGCCCAAUGUGGCCCUGGGCACCUGCUCCAAGGACUACGUGGAGAUCAGCGGGGAGAAGUACUGCGGAGAGAGGCCUCAGUUUGUGGUCACCAGCAAGAGCAGCAGGAUCACGGUGCACUUCCACUCGGACCACUCGUACACUGACACAGGGUUCCUCGCCGAGUACCUCUCCUAUGACUCCAAGGACCCCUGCCCAGGGAUGUUCACCUGUGGCACGGGCCGGUGUAUCCAGACGGGUCUGCGCUGUGACGGCUGGGCAGACUGCACGGACCACAGCGACGAGCGCAACUGCAGCUGCAACCCCAGCCACCAGUUCACGUGCAAGAACAAGAUGUGCAAACCCCUGUACUGGGUCUGUGAUGGAGUGAAUGACUGCGGGGACAACAGCGAUGAGCUGGCGUGCAAGUGUCCUGAGGGGACCUUCAAGUGCACCAGUGGGAAGUGCCUCCCGAAGAACCAGAAGUGCAAUGGGAGGGACGACUGUGGGGACGGCUCGGAUGAGGCUUCCUGUGACACUGUGAGCGUGGUCACUUGCACAAGCCACACUUUCCGCUGCGACAACGGGCUGUGUGUGAACAAGGGCAACCCCGAGUGUGAUGGGAAGAAAGACUGCAACGAUGGCUCAGAUGAAAAGAACUGUGACUGUGGGCUGCGGUCGUUCACCAAACGAGCUCGGGUGGUCGGGGGCACGGACUCCGAGAGCGGCGAGUGGCCCUGGCAGGUGAGCCUCCACGCCCUGGGCCAGGGCCACGUCUGCGGGGCCUCACUCAUCUCUCCCAACUGGCUGGUCUCGGCAGCGCACUGCUUCAUGGAUGAAUUAACUUUCAAGUACUCAGACCCCACCAAGUGGACGGCCUUCCUGGGCCUGCUGGACCAGGGCCAGCGCACAGCCAGCGGGGUGCAGGAGCAUGAGCUCAAACGCAUCAUCCGGCACCCCUCCUUCAACGACUUCACCUUUGACUAUGACAUUGCCCUGCUGGAACUGAAGAAGCCUGCGGAAUACAGCGCUGUGGUGCGGCCCAUCUGCCUGCCUGAUACUUCUCAUGUGUUCCCGGCCGGCAAGGCCAUCUGGGUCACAGGCUGGGGGCACACGGAGCAGGGAGGCACGGGGGCCCUGAUCCUGCAGAAGGGUGAGAUCCGAGUCAUCAACCAGACGACCUGUGAGGACCUGCUGCCUCAGCAGAUCACCCCCCGGAUGAUGUGUGUGGGCUUCCUCAGUGGGGGUGUGGACGCCUGCCAGGGUGACUCUGGGGGCCCCCUGUCCAGCGUGGAGGCCGAUGGCCGAAUCUUCCAGGCAGGCGUAGUGAGCUGGGGUGAAGGCUGUGCGCAGAAGAACAAGCCCGGCGUAUACACGAGGCUCCCUGUAUUUCGGACCUGGAUCAAAGAGCAGACUGGGGUGUAAAGAUGGCGCUCCCCACAUGACUCAACGUGCAUGCCUGUGUGGCCACCCCGCAGGCCGGCUGCAGGCUGAGAGCAGGAUCCCUGGCCACUGUCCUCCUUGGGCCCCUGCUCCCCCAGAACCCAGACUGCACACUUGCCUGUGAGCCUCAGAGUUGCCUGGAAGCGUGGCCUCCCUCAGCCUCCACGUGUGGCCCAGAGUUGGGGAGGAGGCGCCGACUGCUGGCCGAGGAGAAGGCUCAAAGACACAGCUCCCUCACUGCGGCCCAGAGCCGCGGGCUCUCUUCUCCGGCUCCAGAGAAGCUGUUGGGGACCCUCUCCAUGCGAGUGGGGGUGCAGGCUCAGGGCUGUGGAGUCCUAGGUUACCCUCUUCAGGAAACCCCAGCCUGCAGGACUCUGGGAAACAGGAGUCUAAAAAUGGAUCUGUAUCACCAGCUCC
Molecule: messenger RNA, 3199 nt
Organism: Octodon degus (degu)
Lineage: Eukaryota; Metazoa; Chordata; Mammalia; Rodentia; Octodontidae
Gene: St14
Product: suppression of tumorigenicity 14
Exons: 19
Coding region: 188-2764 (858 amino acids)
Biological process (GO): proteolysis; acrosome reaction
Cellular component (GO): membrane
Molecular function (GO): serine-type endopeptidase activity; protein binding
Source: RefSeq, a predicted model, not a curated record